AUGCGUUACGUUGCAGCUUACCUUCUAGCAGUCCUUGGUGGCAAUGAGUCUCCCACAUCAAAGGACUUGAAAAAGAUCCUCGACAGCGUUGGCAUUGAGACGGACGAUGAGCGCAUGAACAAGGUUAUUAGUGAGCUGAAUGGCAAAAACAUUGAGGAUGUCAUUGCUCAGGGUAAGUGGAGUGUCUGA
This is a messenger RNA of Pterocles gutturalis (yellow-throated sandgrouse), 189 nucleotides long. RefSeq names its product ribosomal protein, large, P2 (gene RPLP2). Gene Ontology annotation, cellular component: cytosolic large ribosomal subunit. The coding region runs from base 1 to 189 and encodes 62 amino acids. Lineage: Eukaryota; Metazoa; Chordata; Aves; Pterocliformes; Pteroclidae. Gene Ontology annotation, biological process: cytoplasmic translational elongation. Gene Ontology annotation, molecular function: structural constituent of ribosome. The transcript has 2 exons. The record is from RefSeq and is a predicted model, not a curated record.